GGAUAGAGUGUACAACAACCUAACCGUGUAUCUAAAACUGAACUAAACUUGCUUCUUUUUGGUCCUUGGACAACUAACCGAUGAUGUUCAAGGUGGUGGCAUUUUCAGUAGUUUUGCUGCUUUGCUUUCAUAAGACUUUAGGUGUUCGUAUGUCUUUUGAUAAUGGUAAUUUUGAUGCGUCGUGGUCAUACAGCCAGGACUUUGAUGAGUUGUAUUUUGAAGUUAAUGCAAAGACAAGUGGUUGGGUUGGUUUUGGCUUCACCUUUACACCAGAAAAUAUGAGCAACUAUGAUGUAGUCAUCGGCGGACAAGCAGACUGGGGACAGAGCUAUUUCUAUGUAAGUGUAGUUUCCUCAUUUUUUUUUCUCAAAUUCUUAGACUACAAAGAUAGCAAAUGCGCCCAAAAAUUCAGAAAACUUUCGAAAUGUGCAACCCUUAGAUAGGGACCGCAACUUUGGUGUAAUUUCGCCGGUUUCUUACUGGUGCAACCUGAUUUUGAUUCUUGAGAAAUUACUUUUUUUAUAAGAAAGGAAACAGAUAAAUCCAUUAGAAUCUCUAUAAAGCACCGAAUUACUGCUGAAUAAGAAGCCAUUAGUAUGUCAAUGGCAGAAUUGUCAUCUAAGUGACACAGUUGCACUGACCGACGUGAAAAUGACAUUUUGUUAAGAUGGUUGUGGCUCUGAAAGCCCUUUUCAGUCAAAGUCAAAGCCGAACUCAAGGAUAUCUUGUACCAGUUUCCUUUCUAGCUUCACGCUUUUAUCGGACAGCCUCCUACUUUUCACUUAAGUGAAAGUUGCCAUAAUAUACCUGGCUACUUAAGUUUCAUUUUUAAAAUGUUAAGUGGGGUGGGUAAAUUCUAUCAUUGAGACGUACGAGUGUGCGCUUUCACGGUAAGGUUAGUGUGGAUCGUCUAGAUCAUCUCGAUCAAAUUCUCUUCGAGAAAGCUAAUGCAGACAGAAAACGUUUUCAAUCCCUAAUUAAAAAGACGCGAUAACGAAUUUAUUGGUUUUAACAUGGAGAGGUAUCGGACUGAAAGGGAGACUUUACUUAACAGGAUUAUUUGACUUCUGGAGUUGGAAUACCCCACUUGGACUCAAAACAAAGUUAUAUAUUGGACAAAGCAACGGAACAACAUGGAAUUACAUCACUUCGCUUUCAUCGGAAAAGAAACACAAAUGACUCACAGGACAUUCAGUUUAAUGUAAGUUCUCUGUGAGACCUCAACGUCAAUGUAUCAUUGUGACUAGUUUUAAAGUGCAAAACCUCAAACUCUCUUUCUCGAUACUCUUAUCGCCUCCUUCUCUGGACUGCAUACAUGAGAGGGGAACUGAAAGGAUCAAACGAGUGUGUUCGAGAGAUAGUUAUUUGGAGACGGUUCUUAUCAUUAAGGAGCCUAUAAAGAGAACUUAGAAUAAUUCGUAGGCUUCAAAUGUCGUGUUUUUUCGUAUUAUCAGCUUGUUAUUCAAUGCUUUUUUUUUUUUUUGUUCUAUAAGUUGAAUAAAUUGAAUAACGGUAUUUAUAGUAUAUAUAAUGCCCUAAGAGUCAUGAACCAAUGCAAGCAGUUCCCGGCUUGUUUGAUAGACCAGUGUACAUAGCUAGCCUAUUCCAGACUCCGCUCAGUCGGUCCAGACGAGGGAUAGAAAAAAAUGAGCGCGCAACUCAAGAGGCCCAGUCCCGCUUGGCAUCAGUCUUGGUGCGUUUUUUUCUCGCACACGGUUACCGUUUCCCGUUUUCACUAACUGGGAACCUGGAACAGAGCAUUACAUAGCCUGAAGAUGACGGUAUAGUACUACCACUAAGGGCGACGCCUAAUAAGCAAUGCCGGCUAUUUUCAAAAGCGUUUAUCAGUACUCCAUUCAAAACACUACUCAUCUAUAUACGAUUUCCUGAAUAUUUUCCCUGACAGAAUUAAUCGCAGACAUUCCCUUAUACUUUUAAGUGAAAAAGCAUCACAAAACAAACGCCAAGGUCAUGUGUUACCUCUUUCCGUAUUCAGUUUGUUUCAUGCAAAAGGCUUUAAAUUUUUUCAUGUUCCUCUUCAGAGCUUGAAGAGACUCUACAUUAACACAAACUGCCUUAUUUGAAGGAUUGUUACUUCAUUUCUUGGUCUGAUAUCACUUUAUAUUGUUUCACUUGCAGAUCUCAACCAGGGUUUUCAUUGUGUGGGCCUUUCAAGAAAUGGACGAUGUAAAUAAUCUUCGCAUGUUCAGCAUGCAUACCCGUAAAGGUUAUUCAAGGGAAACUCAAAUUCUUGCAAUCGAAGCUUCUGAACCCACAUUUUCAACUAAGAAGUUCGUGAAAACUGAGCCUGGAAACACAAGUAGAUUCGAGAUGACUACUAAGUUACUUGAGGCCAAAUCCUCAGGGUUUAAGCAACGAUUUAAUGUUAUAACGCUCUCCUUUGUUACCAUAACUCUAUACUUUCUGUUGGUCUUACAAUUUGCUUGCUGACACUUGCUCAUUUCUAAUCUAUUCAGCUAAAACAAUUUCAUUUUGUUUACCAAGGACAGAAAUGGUAAACAGUGAGCAAAGAGGACAGUUUAAAAUAAUCACGUGUCAAAAUGUUUGUAACGUUUUACCAGCCAUUUUCAGGACGUUGUUUACUGGCCAUGUUCAUUCUUAGGACAAUCUAGAGUGAUCUGAAGAAAGAAGUUCACAUGACCCACAUUGACGCAUACGUCGGGAUUGAGUGUCAAUAGAACAGAAAUUCGAGAAGGCUAUUGCUGAAAUACCAUAAUAUUCUUUUUUUUCGGUUUGGGCACAUCAUUUAAAAUCCUUCUUGUUUAUUUCUCUUGGCAAUAGAAGACAACUCCUGAACACAAAAGACAAUGGUACUAAACUGUACCAUAGGCUCCUGACUGUACUUAGCAAACGUUGCACAACGGCGUUUGCAUGAAAACAGUUCCUUUUUUUAAAAAUGAUGAAAUCAGGCUGAAUUGUAGUGUCGCUAUCGAUCUUAUAUUCCUUAUGGUUUCAGCAUUUUUGAAUAAAGUUCAGCAUUUCAAGGAUAAAAAGGUCAUCACAGUUCCGUUCAAUUUUAUUUUUUUAACAAGAAAAUACAAGAGACUCGGAGAAAAGAGAAGAACUUCUGAUGAUUUACGUAGUUUAGAGACAUGUACUGAGAAAAUGUGGGGUAAAAAUGUUCGACAGCCUGGU
Molecule: messenger RNA, 3156 nt
Organism: Porites lobata
Lineage: Eukaryota; Metazoa; Cnidaria; Anthozoa; Scleractinia; Poritidae
Source: the annotation of a GenBank genome assembly